CGCAGGGACAGAAGGAACGCCCCUUUCUCCCAUGUUCCAAUCAGAGGCGGAGAAGCAGAAUACUUCCUGUUCCCUGUACUGCAGCCUCAACCUCAUGAUCCAGUCUAUGGACUCAGCUGACACACAGCCAUGCGGUUCCGUUUCUGUGGGGAUCUGGACUGCCCAGACUGGGUACUUGCCGAAAUCAGCACAUUAGCAAAGAUAUCAAGUGUGAAAAUGAACUCCUCGUGUUCAAGUUCUGAAGGACUUGCUGGGGAAGGCAUAGAUUAUGACAAGGUUUCAAAGCUUACUGCAGAUGCAAAGUUUGAGAGUGGAGACAUCAAAGCUAGCGUGGCAGUGCUCAGCUUCAUUUUGUCCAGUGCAGCCAAGCAUGAUGUUGACAGUGAAUCUCUGUCCAGUGAGCUGCAGCAGCUCGGUCUGCCUAAAGAACACACAACAGGGCUCUGUAAAUCCUAUGAAGACAAACACUCUGCACUGCAAGACACUAAGGAGACAAGCCUGAGAUUGGGGCGUCUGGAGGCUGUGUCCUGGCGUGUGGACUACACCCUGAGCUCCAGUGUGAAGGAGGUGAAUGCACCAAUGAUUCAGCUUAAACUGCAGGCACAAGGAGCAGAGUCAGGCUCCACAGAGACGACCGUUGUCUCUGCUGCUGACAAGUUCAGAGUCCUGCUUGCAGAGCUCAAACAAGCCCAGGCAAUGAUGAAUGCGCUACAAUAAAGAGGGACGAGUGAGACCACUACGGACAGAAAUGACCUGAUAGGCUGCCAAAGUGCCAUACUUACAUCUUUUACAGCAAAAUACUUUGUAUCAAAACAGUCAAAAGUCAUGUGAAUGGCUCAUUUCCAUUUGGACUGGAUGAUAUUUUUGUUACCACACAAGUUGAAACAUUUCCAGACUGAGUGGUUUGUCACUGAAGCAAGAAACAUGAACAUGAAAGGACCAUUUUUGUACAAUAUUGUAAAAUAAUUCUCAUUUUUCUAAUAUUUGAAUCAAGUUUUAGAAUAAGUGUCUGAACUUCUUAUGGGUAUGAAUAAUAAAAUAAAAUGUUGAUAAAGGUAA
This is a messenger RNA of Notolabrus celidotus (New Zealand spotty), 1059 nucleotides long. RefSeq names its product COMM domain containing 4 (gene commd4). NCBI's taxonomy places the organism in Eukaryota, Metazoa, Chordata, Actinopteri, Labriformes, Labridae. The record is from RefSeq and is a predicted model, not a curated record.